Messenger RNA from Danio rerio (zebrafish), 1265 nucleotides. RefSeq names its product AMMECR nuclear protein 1 (gene ammecr1). Lineage: Eukaryota; Metazoa; Chordata; Actinopteri; Cypriniformes; Danionidae. The record is from RefSeq and is marked provisional.
GAUUGUUCGAAGAUGGCGGCCGGGUGCUGCGGGGUGAAGAAGCAAAAGUUGUCGGGAUCCCCUGGCGCGGGGGGUCCCGGCGGGGCGGGAAGCGGGGUAGCCGGGACCGGACAUUGUGGAUCGGAACUGGGGAUUGGGUCGUCGUCGACUGUCGUGGCCGGGAGCGUGAAUCGAGUGAACGGCCUGGGGGGUCCGGGGGGUAGCGGUAGCAGCGGCGGUAACAACACCAACGCGCUGUCCGCGACUCCCGGAGGUUACAACUCCACCGGCCUCUCCCCGACUCUCAGCCCCGGCUCUGGAGCCAGGAAAAUGGUGGUUUCGGCGGAGAUGUGUUGCUUUUGCUUCGACGUGCUUUAUUGCCAUCUAUACGGAUACCAGCCUCCUCGAACACCCAGGUUUACAAACGACCCCUAUCCACUGUUUGUCACUUGGAAAAUCGGCCGGGACAAGCGGUUAAGGGGUUGUAUAGGUACAUUUUCUGCCAUGAACCUGCACUCAGGACUCAGGGAGUACACCCUUACCAGUGCCCUUAAAGACAGUCGCUUUCCCCCCAUGACGAGGGACGAGCUGCCGCGCCUCUUCUGCUCAGUGUCUCUGCUCACCAACUUUGAGGAUGUUGGUGAUUACCUAGACUGGGAGGUGGGUGUUCACGGCAUUAGGAUAGAAUUUUUUAAUGAAAAAGGAUCAAAGCGCACCGCCACCUACCUGCCAGAGGUUGCGAAGGAGCAAGGAUGGGACCACAUUCAGACCAUAGAUUCCUUACUUCGAAAGGGAGGAUACAAAGCUCCCAUCACAAAUGACUUCAGGAAGACUAUUAAAUUGACCAGGUACCGUAGUGAGAAGAUGACGAUGAGCUACGCAGAAUACAUCGCCCACCGCCAGCACCAUCACUACCAGAACGGCAUCGGGCACCCGCUCCCUCCCUACAACCAUUAUUCCUGACAGCGAGCCGCAUGACCAGUCCCUGGAGCUCUCGGCGGACAUCUUCCCCGGAGAGCCGGCCCCGUCCUGGUCUAGCUAUCUCUACUACUGUACCAUUUUAUGAUGAUAGUUUCCGCUGCCGUGUCUUCAGUCUGACCGGGGCAUGGCAGCGGGUGCAAAAUCAGCAUUAGGUGAUCGAUUAUAAACCCAGAAGAAAACAAAAAAUUCAUUUAUUUCCUCAUUUUUAAUCCUUUGUAUUAAUUUAGUUUUUGCAGCAUAUAUAUAUGACUAUAUAUAUCUCGAUCGACCCCUUUUCUUUUCUUUAAAAAAACAAACAAAAAAAA